Messenger RNA from Cylindrotheca closterium, 1344 nucleotides. The record is from the annotation of a GenBank genome assembly. Lineage: Eukaryota; Bacillariophyta; Bacillariophyceae; Bacillariales; Bacillariaceae.
AUGCGGACCAUCCAGCUGUUCAACUCGGAGGCUCAAGCCAACUACAAGAAAGCGGGUCGGGUUGCAAUGAAGAAUGCUGAAGAGGAUGACAUCAUCCCUAAAGGACAGUGUGGGUCACGGAAGCAGCACCAGUCCAUUGAUCUCGCCCUUUCCAAACGAUUGAUCUGGGACUCGAUCAUCCUGGAACGACGGUCUUCCGGCUGGAUCUCGAACGACGCGAAGUCUUGCUUCGAUCGCAUCGUUCACUGGGUGGCGAAGACGGCCUUGCGGAGAUUCGGCCUGCCGGUCACUGUCACCAACCUAAUGUUCGAUAUCUUGGCAAAGGCUAAACACAGGGUCCGAACUGGCUUUGGAGACUCGGAUCGGACCUUUGGGCCCACUGGCGAUGUUCCCUUCCAAGGCUGCGGCCAAGGCAACGGCGCCGGCCCUUGCAUCUGGGUUGCCAUCAGUGCCAUCCUCAUUGACGCCAUGGAGGCCGAGGGAUUUGGGUACAAGAGCCGAACUGCCCUCACCAACGAGGAGUUCUUCGCUUCGUGCUUCUGCUUUGUUGAUGACACCGAUGUCAUGGAGUCCAACGACAACGUGGAGACGACUGGCGAAGACCUCCUCCCUUCGGUACAAUCGGCUUUGGACCUUUGGUUGGGUAGCAUCAGUGCCACUGGUGGAGCUAUCUACCCGGCGAAGUCCUUCUGGUGGCUGAUUGAUUUCAAAUGGCGGCCGUCCUCUGGCACGCGGGUGUUUCGAAGGAAGGCUGAAAUGCCUGGCAAACUGACCCUCCAAGACCCUACUGGGCCGUGGGCGACACUACGACGCCUCCAACCCGAUGAAGCUGAACGGACCCUGGGGGUCAUGAUGGCCCCACUUGAGACCGGAACUGCACAACACCUUGCCCUGCGGGAGAAGGCCAAGAACUGGGCAGCCAAGUUCCGUCCCCAACACCUACUUCGCUAUGACGUUCUUCCCUUGCUCAAGGCAACCGCCUUGAAAACUUUGGAGGAUUGGGUAAUUGAAAAAGAAAAAAAAAAGGCGGAAUGCUUUGUUCCGGUUGGAACCGUCCCCAGCGAGGGCCAUGGCAGUAUGCCUUCUGCCAAAGAGCAGCAAGAAGCGGAAGGCUUCGUUCCAGUUGGAACCGUCCCCAGAGAGGGCCAAGGCGGUAUGCCUUCUGCCGAAGAGCAGCAAGAAGCGGAAUGCUUCGUUCCCGUUGGAACCAGCGCGAUCGAUCUCUCGUCCAAAACCGGUUCGUCCAAUCUCCAGAUAAUGUAUCCUGCUCAAAAAUACUCGUACAAUCCUCCACAUGAAUCGUUUUCUCCACAAGAUGAACAAAACUUGCACUCCUCCACAUGA